Xyrichtys novacula (pearly razorfish) is the source of this 9126-nucleotide messenger RNA. The record is from the annotation of a GenBank genome assembly. Lineage: Eukaryota; Metazoa; Chordata; Actinopteri; Labriformes; Labridae.
UGUGUGAGUGUGAGACUAUGUUUUUAUAAUGAAUUAUUUUAACUAGGCUAUGUGAGGGAUCUUUUAAGAAUGCAUUAGUUUGAAGGUAUUAAGGUAAGGAGUUUGCCUUGACUGGCAAGUAGGCCCACUUUACCUCUUCCCCUCUGUUUAGGUGUUACUCCCUAUGGGGCUAACAACUUAUCACACAUUAACUCAUUAGAAGUAACAGAAAACACCUUCAAAAUUUAAACAAGGGGUUUAUUAUAAACACACACUAAAUAACAAAUCAAGAAGUCAACAAAAACACCAAGAAACAAGAAUCCUUUGAGUAAGAGGCAGCAGUUCCCCCUCAAAUGCCUCUCAGGACCCGGUGAAGCUGAUUGCCACUCAGACUUUAGCUGAGCAGAGCUAAGGAAGACAAAAGAGGGGAACGCAUGCACAAACAACACACAGCUGUAAUAGUAGGUCGACCUUAUGUCAGGUAGAGUCAUCAUUUCCCAUGUGGCGAUUGUCACCAUGAACAAUGAGUGAUAUUAGUGAGACCAUAUCUGGAGUUUCAUCCAAUCAGGACGCUUUCGCACACUGAAGAGCAGGUAAGAUCACCUGAGUGAUCAAGGACACUUUGAAAAAGGUGUGAGUUUAGGUUCAAGGUUCUCACAGCAGACACAGGUGAGUUUAUAGAUAUCAUGUUUUUAAUGAAAUUUGAAACUUCAAUCAGGAUGACAUCUGUUAGUCUGGAAUAAAUGAACUGGACUGAAUUGUCAAAAAGAUUUAAAUUGAUGAAAAAGACUGAGGAACGAGCUAAAGAGUGAAACAGUCCAAUAGCCGAAUGAUCAUCAUGUCUGUGUGUCUGACUUAUUAUGGGCUGUUCACUUAUCCACUCUGCUCAUUAUGGGUUUAAUUUAUUCCUCUGCUGUCAGAGGAUUAAACGGUGUGUGUCUUUUAUGUUAUGACGAUUAUUAUGGGACAGAUUCUCCUCUGUACAUCAUAUUUAUUACAGGUUGUAUUAUAAGUGGCAGAGCAGCGCCCCCUGGCGGCGCUGAGCGGUGCCGGUGUGUGUCUCUUUAACAGAGGUAUUCUCAGGACGGGGAGGGGGGGCUGCUGGGUUCAUCGGGUUCAUGUGGUCUUGUUCGCCUCCUCCCCGCUCGGGUCUGAUGUUUGCGGGCUGUGCGGGCUGUGCUGAGGCUGCAGGCAGGUGAGGAGGCUGCAGGUGAGCAGGCUUGGAGCGUCCGCGCGCACAGACUGUCUGCAGGUUUUUCCUCUGACCUCCGUUAAGGACGCGGAUCCCGGAUCAGCUGAUGCUCCUCGCGAGCUGCCAUUUUCAGGUCAUCCGAGGCUGCGGGUCUGAGAUGGAGGGGGGGUCUGCGGAGUGAGCGAGCGCGAUGGCUGAUGUAUGCUGCAGAGGGAUGGACCGAACCAGGACCAAGAUUGCAUCAGACUCCGGACCCCGGUCCCCGUACCCCCCUCCGCAGUACGUGCAGCCGGGCACAGCGCAGCAGCAGCCGGGCUCAGACAUCCAGGAGCUAGCCUCGAAACGCGUCGACAUCCAGAAGAAGCGUUUCUACCUGGAUGUGAAGCAGAGCGUCCGCGGCCGCUUCCUGAAGAUCGCGGAGGUGUGGAUCGGCCGCGGCAGACACGACGCGGUGCGGAAGAGCAAACUGACGCUCUCCAUGUCCGCCGCCCCCGCGCUGCGCGCCGCGCUCGGGGACUUCAUAGACUACUACGCCCGAAUCGGGUUGCGGGGGGGCCCGGGCCCGCAGCUCGACGAGCACGGUACUGAUAGCCAGACCCGCGCGCACGAGCCCCGCAGGAGGGCACAGGAGCCGCGCGCGGGGCUUUCACCGACCGGGUCUGCGGGAUCCGACGAGCACGCGCACCGCGUGCUGAAGAGCGAGGUCAUCGAGCGGGACAACAGGAAGUACUUCCUGGACCUGAAGGAGAACCAGCGGGGCCGGUUCCUUCGGAUCCGGCAGACUGUCAUCAAGGGGACCGGGACCAUGGGGUACUACGGGCCCGGGAUCGAGCAGACCAUCGUGCUGCCCGCGCAGGGGCUCAUCGAGUUCCGGGACGCGCUGUCUCAGCUCAUCGAGGACUACGGUGACGAGGACGGGGACGAGCGGGACCGAACCGGCUUCAGGAACCACGACCACGGACCGGAGCUGCCCGAGGCGGCCUCUUUCCGGGUUGACAACAAGAGGUUCUACUUCGACGUGGGUUCGAACCGGUUUGGGGUGUUUCUGAAGAUCAGCGAGGUCCGGCAGCCGUACCGGAACACCAUCACGGUCCCGUUGAAGGCCUGGACCCGGUUCGGAGAAAACUUCAUCCGGUACGAGGAGGAGAUGCGCCGGAUCUUCACCGCGUGCCACAAAGAGAAGCGGACAGACAGCGAGGAGCACGAGGACUGACCGCAGGUGUGAUACCCCCUCCCCUCCCCGUCCCCCCCAUACAGGUAACCCCCUCACCUGUUGAUAAGGGCUGGUCUCCUUCUGAUCCGAACCUGCCAAGAACUCACCUGCAGUCCUCCACCUGUCAGAGCCGCCCCUCCCCAACCCCUUAAGAUACAUUAAUAUUAAAAAUAACUGUCAUUAUUAAUACUAAUCACUAUUGAUAAUGACAGAGAUCAUUAAUGUUGAUAGCUGGUGAUUGAUAAUAACAGAGGAGGAUUCAGACUUCUUUAAUGUGAUUAUCUGAGGUCUGUGUGUGUGUGUGUGUGUGUGUGUGUGUGUGUGUGUGUGUGUGUGUGUGUGUGUGUGUGCUGUGUUUGCGUGUGUAGUUUUAAGAUAGUUUGUAUUUAAGGUAGAAACGCAGAGAGAAAAUGAUCCUCAUGCAGACUUCACAUUUCAGUUCAAUCUCAAACAGACAAAUGGUCACUUGGAUGACAACCAUCCUGCAGGAGAGAACAGGUGAAGUGAGGACACCUGAUCAGAAAUCAACCACAAAUAUGAUUGGCUCUGCAGAUGAAACUCUGACAGACUCAGCUCAAGUGAGAACAGGUAGAUAGGAAGCUGCCUGCUGAUUGGCUGAACAGGCAGGUGGGGACAGAGGUGAGAGGGGGAGCCCUGAUGAAAAUAACCUGUCAGUAACUUUGUUUUUACUAACCUGUUUUUAACCAGUUUCUGUCAGAGUGAAAUGUAGCUGUUCAGAGAAAAAGAAUCAGAGGAUGUCAAAGAAAAUGAUGACGAUGGUGCUGAUGAAGAUGGGCAGCGGCUCUUACAAAAGGAGAUGGAGACAGUUUUUAUGUUUGUGUUUUGGAGCUAAAAAUUGCUGCAAGCUCGUGUUUCGUCUUAUCAGAGCAGGUUUGAUCCACAGUGAGGCUUUCAAUGCCUUUAUUCUUUAACAGUUUCACCACCCUGUGGGGGAUUAAACACCUGGUAGCCAUAGUAACCACGUGUGGAUGUCACCUGCCAAUAAAAAACAGGAAUAAGUUAUUUUCCUUAAAAAUGUUUAAAGUGUAAAGUUUAUAUGUACCCCUUAAUAAUCCCUUAACAAUUAGGGCUCCGCCGUGCUGCGUUUAGGGGCUCGUAAAGCACAGGACUGAUGCGGUGUGUUUAGGGACUUUUUGAUUUUAGCCUACACUUCAGUUGUAAAGGCCCUUACACACCAGGACCGUUUCUUACGUGCGAUUAUUUUGGGCGUCAAUAUUUUUUUUCGAACCCGUACCCUGUCAAUACAAGCGUUCACAUCAGCAACCUUUUCCCGUCCUGCGAUACUGCGGCAUUUUUUUUUUGGAUCUUGGUCAAUUUUGGAAAGUUUCGCAUACUGUUCGUCCACUUCUGAUUAAUCAGAUUUCGUGUUGUUGCAACAUCUGCUUCACCGGUAUAUCCAACAUGGCCGAUCGGCUGAUUGUUCACAUGUCGGAGAACAGAGUGUUUUUGAUGAAAAACACAAAUAUUACAAAGAUAACGACCUGAAGGACAACUUGUGGAGAGUCAUAGUGUUUGAUCUCUCAUAUGACGAUGGUUUGUGUGCUUUAACAGUUUGCUAAACGUCUUUGUUUUAACUUUCAUCUGUGCUAAAUAACUUUAGCUCGUAAGCUAACCUGUUCAGAUACAACAUACCAUAUGUAUUUUCACUGUCUCAAACUCAGUAGCGUUGCUGUCACAGCACCAUUAGGUCUUGGUUGUUACCUUACGUUUAUAGAUUAUAGUUUAAUGUGCUUAUCUGGUACUGGCCCUGACUCAGUUCAUGCUAUCGUGACAGACAGACAUCUCAACACUAGAGUCUAAUCAGAACUGAAAAACACUCAGUCUGCUGUUGUGUCAGUCUUCUCGCUUCCUACCCGGGACGCGUCUUUUUCGCCCCGUAAAGUCGCAAAAUCGCAUCGGGCUUGAUGUGUAUAGUCAGGCACGUCAAAAUUCUCCUCCGAAUAUUUCGUAGUUUCGCAUUCUAUAUUCGCAUCGGCCGCGGUGUGUAAGGACCUUAACAGUGAGGAGAGGGAGAAAGUGCAGUGGUGCAUUAUGGUACAGGUGAAUUUUAAUACUGGUUUACUUUGGUGUGAUUAAUGACUUUUUUUAAGCUCAAAGAGAGGAGGAGGAGUUAAUAGAUUUAUUGAAGCUGAUUGUUGUGGUGCGUUCAUGUGCCAGUAAAGCACAGGACGAGUUGGUUGUGAUGUGUUUGUGGUCCAGUGUGUCCAUAAUGAUGGUUCCGUGAGUUUUAUCUUUUCAGAAUAAAAGUCUUUAAAAAAAAAAAGUUUAAGCACAUUCAGAAAGUAAAAGAAAAUACUCACAGGAGUUCAUGUUUGAGGUAUUUAGCUACAGAUUAAAUCUAUAAUGUACAAUCUGUGAUCUACAAUCUAUAAUCUACAAUCUGUAAUCUAUAUUCUAUAAUUUAUUAUCUAUAAUCUCAUCUGAAACAGAAGACAGUGAGCUGGUUUUAUUCUAUUUUAAGUGAAAUUUUAAAAAAAAAUCGUCUGUGAACCCAAAACGAAUUAAAAAAGCACUUUAAAAUCUGCACUUUGAGCUGCUCCAUACCCAGAGAUAACAAGAGUUAACCAGAGAAUACUAGAAAUGAACAGAGUUACAGAGUCAGGGUUAACUAGAGGGAGCGUUUAACCUUUGGCACCUUUGUGGUCAUGUGACAAUCACUGAUUCCAGCAGAGACGAUAAACUGAAGUUUGUGAAAUGAGCACAAAUAAAAAUUAAAAAGUCUUAUCUGAAACUGCAAUGAUUUCAGAUAAAAAUUUAAUUUUGUUUUUUUGACGAUGAUCAGCUGAUCUUUUGGAGAAUUAAUAAUCAGCAGAUUUUGUGAAGCCUCUGCUGAUAACAUCUGUUGUAAACUGGCACUUUAUAAAUAAAGAUAAAACGUUUUAAUUUAUAUUGAACUCAUUGAUUUCAAUAUUUUUACUGAUUUUAAUUUACAGAUUUUACUGUUUCACCAUUUAAACUGUUUUAUCCAUUUGAGCUUAUUUAUUUAUUUAAGUGUUUUUAUUUUAUUGAGUUCAUUGGUUUUAUUAUUUAUUGAUUUACUGAUUUUAUUCAUUUUAAAGUAAUUUUAUUGCAUUUACAUGACUGAUUUUAUUGAUUUAAUUAAUUUUACUGAUUUUGUUAAUUGGAUUUAUUUUACUUAUUCUUUCAUUUUAAUAAUUUCUUUUGUUUGUUUUUACUUACAGGGGUGAGUCACAUAAUCAUUUUAAAGUGUCGUUCAGGGUCUGGUUGUUCUUGAACACACCAUGAACGUGUUUUAACAUUUUUUUAACAUGUUCAUAAAAACGUCCCAAGUGUUGUUGAUCAGUUUGCUUGUAAAUUUCAAAACUUUGAUGACGUUAAUGAAAUUAAAUGAUGAUCAGUGACCGUUUUUCCCCCUCAGUGAGUCUGGAACUGCUUUUUGUGGUGGAAGCAGAUGUUUCAUGUUUGUGCUCAUUUCACAGAUUAUAAAAAACAAACAAAAAAAAUUGUCUCUGCUUUCUGUAAAGAGGACGACCAGGUGAUGAAGGUCAGAAAAUAUCAUCACAGAAUAUUAAGUGUAAAGUAUAAAGCAGUAAAAUAAAAAGAUUUAUUGUCAUUAUUAUAAUUAUUAUUUUAUUUUACCCCCCAAACCCUGCUUUAAGAAAUCAAACCCAAAAGACAAAACUUAAGAUUUAAAAUGCCACACUUAGUGUGUAUUUAUGAAGAUGUUAGUCUAAAAAUAUGAAUAAAGGUAAUUUUUAUAUUUGAUAUUUGUAAAGAUUUUACCUGAAAGGAGCUGCUUUAAGAAAUCAGCUGACUAAAGGAGACGGGAUACCAAAAACACCUCACAGAGGAAGAAGUCCGGAUUGACUGACAUAAAAGACUGAGUUCAAUAAUAACACAACAGACAGACAUGAAUCUACAUCACAAAACAGUUUCUGUCUCUUUCACCGUUAAACAGAUUAUUCUGAAAUAAAUCUAUCCAGAUCAUCUCUCAGUGUGCUCUGUGAUCUUAUUUAUCCUCAAAAAAACAAAUGCCUUUAAAGGCUCAGUGCAGACUUUCAAAAUAAAGCAUCAGUGAUCUUUGGUUUGAUAUCAUGAACAGGUGAGAAGUCAGCUGUUGUUUGAGGUGAAUAUUACCUGUGUAAUGUUUCUGAGUGACAUAGAGCAGCAGCUGUAAGCAGACAGAACCCGAAAACAUCUAAUAACAACCAACAGCAUCAAGCAACAUCCCAAAACAUCAGACAAAUUCCUACAACAUCCAACAUCCCAAAACAUCCCAGCAGCAUCCAACAGCAUCUGACAUCAAACAUUCAACAACAUCCAACAAAAUCCAAUAACCUCAGAUGACAUGACAGUCCUACAACACCAAACAAUAUCCAACAACCAACAAAUUCCUACAACAUUCAACAACAUCCAGGGAAAAUCCAACAACAACCAUCUAACUCCUACAACAUCCAACAUCCAACAACAUUCAACACGCCACAAAGACCAACAAAAUCUUAUGACAUCCAACAGAUUUAAACUUUUCACUCAUUUUCAAAUCCAUCAUUUCAACAAAAAAAAUUCUUACCAAACAAAAUGUCAAAUUUAAUUUACAAAAUUAUAGACAUUUUGUCAAAAUUCACAAAUAAUUAAAUUUAUCUUUAUCCUCAUCUUCAUCUUCUUCAUCAUCUUCAUGUCCUUCAUCUUCACCUCUGUCUCCAUCCUUGAAACUGAUCUAGGUGUUUGAUUAUAAUGCAUGGAGGUGUAUCUGUGUGUGUGUGUGUGUGUGUGUGUGUGUGUGUGUGUGUGUGUGUGUGUGUGUGUGUGUGUGUGUGUGUGUGUGUGUGUGUGUGUGUGUGUGUGUGUGUGUGUGUGUGUGUGAGCAGCUGCUGCUCAUCUUAAUCACUCAGGAACAAAAAUCAAAAACCAGAGAAGAAAAAGUAUUUGGCACUUUAACUGGUUUCACAGAUGAAUUUCGAUGAUACAUUCAUCAGUGAUUAAAUCUGAUUUAUUUAGAAGGAAAUUAAACGUUCAACCAGCUGAACCUCCAACUGACCUGAAUGAACAAAUACGAUCAGAACCAAAUAAAAAGGUCAGUUUAUGUUUUUAGAAAGAAUGAACUAUAAUGAAAUCAGUUUAUACAUAAAAGGAGACCUUAACUGGUCAUAUAAAAUUAUUGAUAAUCAUAAAUAAAUACAGUAUAUUUGAAGAUUAUUAACAGGUGGUGUUGAACCUCUGAGGACACCCUAAUUGAUCAUGUAGAAUUGGUUACUGAUCACAGAAUCUAUUAAAAGUCAGAAUGAGUUUAUCAAAGAGGAAUUUUCAGAAUAUAUUUAACCUUUUGGGACUGUAACUGAUGAUAUAAAUUUAUUUAUAGUGUAGGUAAAUGUGUUUAAAUGGUUAUUUCACAGUAAAUGUCUCUGAGGAGAUGUUGAUUGAUGAUAUAAAUCUAUUCACAGUGAGAUUUUAAGUAUUUAAAGGAAUAUUUCACAGUAAAUGUCUCUGAGGAGUGUGCAGGUGGAGCUGCAGGAUGUUAGAGGUUUUUUCGGACUGUUAACCAUCAACCCGACGCCUUAAAGCUCCAUGUGAUAGACCGAUCCCUCUCCUCUUGAUCCAGCACAUGGUCCGCUGGUCAGAACUCUGCUCUGUGUUAUUUCCUUAUGACCAUGUAACACAGGUAGUCUCACCUGUGUACUGUGUGGGUGUGUGCGCGUGUGUGUGUGUGUGUGCGCGUGUGUGUGAUGUGAAUGUACACUCACUGAGGAAGACAAGGGUUUCUGUUCUCCAUCAGCUCCCCCACCCCCCUCAGGAGCAGGUGUUGACCUGGAUCCUGGGGUCUGGGGGUGUGGCCAGGUGUAUUUACCUGGUACAGGUGUAUGUGUAGAUACUGUGCUGUGACAGUGGGUGUGUCCUGUAGUUGUUUUCUAACUCUCGUACUGUAUUAGCUCAUCAUGUAGAGUACUGUAUGAUAUCAUGACUUGCCUUGUGGAGACGUGUAGAAGUGGAACGUAACUUUUUAGAGUGUAUGCAUGCUAAAGGUGGCUAAGAGUAUAAAGGACACUGUAAAAAAAUGGUGCUAUGUUUCAUUAUAUCUGGUGCUUUAUGGACGCAGCUGAAUGCAUGCAAAGAGGAACGUAAAAGAAGAAACAGAGACGUCUGCUGCCGUCCUCAAACUCUGCUGCUUCCAAAGAUGUCCACAAGCUAAACGACAGCCCUUCAAAAUAAAAGCCUGUCUGCAGUGUCUGACAGAUAAUCUGACCUGAGGUCAGUUUCCUCUGAGCGCACAGAGAGCCGACAACAAACACACUGUGGAGCCAGACUGACACUCACUUUGUUAUUAUUAUCAUUAUUAUUAUUAUUAUGAAUAUUAAUAUGACAAAGGUUAGAACUAAGCUGUAAGAUUUUAUAAACAUCACCAACAGUCUGACUGUGAAUAUCUGAGAGCUGCUGUGGACCAAGACCUGGACCAGGUCUUAGUCCAGGGUCAGACAGAGCCUGAGUCCCUGAGCCAGAUUAGAGUUUAAAUCUGCUAUAUUAUUAAACAUUAAAUCUUAAAUCUUAAACAUUAAGCUAAGGGUGGUGAAGGUAAAGCAGCUUUAAAGUCUCAGUGAAAAAUUCUCAGUCGGCUGCUGUUGGUGGUGCUCAGAGUCUCAGACAAUCUUAGAAACCUUGUUUUGUAUGAACUCUUCAGAUGUUUCUGUGUUUGAUGAUUUCCAUGUAGCAGAGUCACAAACUGAAAAACAAGCAGAAAUUCAGAAAGUUUGAACGAUGCUGGAAA